Molecule: messenger RNA, 237 nt
Organism: Cutaneotrichosporon cavernicola
Lineage: Eukaryota; Fungi; Basidiomycota; Tremellomycetes; Trichosporonales; Trichosporonaceae
Exons: 1
Coding region: 1-237 (78 amino acids)
Source: RefSeq, a predicted model, not a curated record
AUGCUUACCAUUGGCCACUCGCACUGGCGCUUCAACUUUGGCCUCUUCUGGCAGAUCUGGGACCAGAGUAUGGGCAGUUACCGUAAAUGCGACACCACGGCUCAGGACUACGAGUACUGGCAACAGUGGGCUUCCUCGGUUCAUGCCGUCAAAGACGACGCCGAGACACUCAAGGCAAAGCGAUGGCUGAGCAAGAGCCAGUCGAGUGAGGCUUCUAGACCAAAAAAGGUCGUUUAG